Molecule: messenger RNA, 899 nt
Organism: Pistacia vera
Lineage: Eukaryota; Viridiplantae; Streptophyta; Magnoliopsida; Sapindales; Anacardiaceae
Product: protein C2-DOMAIN ABA-RELATED 4-like
Exons: 3
Coding region: 246-743 (165 amino acids)
Source: RefSeq, a predicted model, not a curated record
CCUAAUUCACAUUUAGCGUUUUACAGAAAAAGGGAAUUUUGAUAAAUAAAUACAUUUUCAAUUUUCAAUUUAAUAUAUUUUUUUCCUUGUUGUAGACUUUUGUCUUUUGGGUGUAUAUAAAUAGGACAAUUGUAUUGGCCUGGUCAUCAGAAAGACAUUUUUAUUAUUCAUUACCCACUUGACAACUUAAAGUCUUACGAACUCCAUCAAAACUAGAUUUUCUCACCUUUGAAAGCUUAUUUCCAAUGGAGAAUUUGAUGGGCUUGCUCAGAAUUCAUGUGACCAAAGGGGUGAAUCUUGCGAUCAGAGAUGUCAGGAGCAGUGAUCCUUAUGUUAUUAUCAGAAUGGGAAGACAGAAGUUGAAGACCCGUGUUGUGAAGCAGAAUGUCAAUCCUGAGUGGGAUGAAGAUUUGACCCUAUCUAUUGCAGACCCUCAUCUCCCAAUCCAGCUUUCAGUGUAUGACAGAGACACAUUCAGUCCAGAUGACAAAAUGGGGGAUGCAGAAUUUUACAUCACCGACUAUUUACAAGCUCUAAGGAUGCGUUUGGAAGGCCUCCCAAGUGGAACCAUAAUCACAAAAGUUCAGCCAAGCAGGGAAAACUGCAUAGCUGAAGAGAGUUGCAUUGUCUGGGCUGAUGGUAAGGUUGUUCAAAACAUGGUUCUUAGACUGCGAAAUGUUGAGCGUGGCGAACUAGAAAUCCAGUUGCAGUGGAUUGAUAUACCUGGUUCCAGGGGUUUGUAAUUCACAUAAACUCUCCGUUUGAUAUAAAGCUUAGUGUAUAUAGAAGGUUUUGAGCAAUGCAAGUUUCGAACUGGUUUUUAGAUGCUAAAACCCAAAUAUCUUAUCUGUGAAACUAGUAUCCAUUGAACAUUAUGGAACAUGGUUUUAUUAUUUUUA